CUUUCACUUUAGCUUCACACGCCCAUUACUGUCAUACAGCGGCAACAGUUUGGAAUUAUUUGUGUGAAUGCGACGAUUUGUUUAUAGAGUUCAAAGAGCAAACAACGAACGUUUUGGGCGUCAUUGGAUCUUUUAGUGCAGUCCAGGACGCUUGUGUACAUGGCCAGUGAAUCCUGGUUGGAGUCUUCCCUGCGCCGUUCAUCUAAACUUGGGCAGGAGGUGUUGGAAAAAGCAAAGAGACGAUCUGGUAGCCGCUUAGGUACAAGACUAAGACCAUCACCUGUGUUUGAUCACAAUGAAAGGACCUCAGAGAGAGACAUCAUUCAUUCAAACUUGGACCAUGCUUUUGCAAAAAUAGUGGAGUACAUGUCAGAAACCACCAGACAAUGCAAGAAGUUUUAUGAGACCGUCCACCUGGCUCAGCCCAGUGAGCGAGAACACAUCUGUCGCUACCAUUCCCAGCAGAUGUUGAGGACUGCAGAUCAAAAACAAAAUGCAAGUACAGCCAUCAAACGAGACAUUGGUUCAUCAGAAUCAGAGGAUUUCCUUAUUGAAGUGUCUCCAGGCACCUAUUCCAUCACAGCAGCAAUGCAGGACACAAAGCCACAGACGAAAACUGUCCGCAUCAAUGCAGGAGAAAGCAUGAACCUUACAUUCAACCUCUGAAUGUCACCUGUGUAUUAUAUGGGUGAAAUUCAGUGCCUUUAUUGAGGACUUGCACUAAAAUUGUAAAUGCACUGACUUUGACUCUUCUUGAUUUAAAGUGUUACUGUAUAAUACUCAGGAAUAUUUAUAUUUUUAAUAGUAAUCAUGA
Molecule: messenger RNA, 814 nt
Organism: Labeo rohita (rohu)
Lineage: Eukaryota; Metazoa; Chordata; Actinopteri; Cypriniformes; Cyprinidae
Gene: akip1
Product: A kinase (PRKA) interacting protein 1
Exons: 5
Coding region: 160-666 (168 amino acids)
Biological process (GO): regulation of non-canonical NF-kappaB signal transduction
Cellular component (GO): nucleoplasm
Source: RefSeq, a predicted model, not a curated record